Molecule: messenger RNA, 1796 nt
Organism: Chlorella variabilis
Lineage: Eukaryota; Viridiplantae; Chlorophyta; Trebouxiophyceae; Chlorellales; Chlorellaceae
Exons: 9
Coding region: 67-1383 (438 amino acids)
Biological process (GO): mitochondrial translational elongation
Cellular component (GO): mitochondrial matrix
Molecular function (GO): protein binding; translation elongation factor activity
Source: RefSeq, a predicted model, not a curated record
GCGGCCGCUGCCGGCGGCAUCUCUGCUGCGCUGGUCAAGCAGUUGCGGGAGAGCACCGGCGCGGGCAUGAUGGACUGCAAGAAGGCGCUGGGGGAGUGCGGCGGCGACCUGGAGAAGGCAAAGGAGUUCCUGCGCAAGAAGGGGCUGGCGUCUGCCGACAAGAAGGCGGGGCGCGUGGCGGCCGAGGGCGCCGUCUGGUCCUAUAUCCACGCCGGCAGCCGCCUGGGCGUGCUGGUGGAGGUCAACUGCGAGACCGACUUUGUGGCUCGUGGCGAGAAGUUCCAGGAGCUGGUCAACGACAUGGCCAUGCAGAUUGCCGCCUGCGCCGAGGUGACUGUCGUCAGCGCCGCCGAUGUGCCUGCCGAGGUGCUGGAGAAGGAGAAGGCGAUUGAGAUGGAGAAGGAGGACAUCAAGAGCAAGCCGGAGGCCAUCCGGUGGAAGAUUGUGCAGGGGCGCGUGGACAAGAUUGCCAAGACCAUGGCCCUGCUGGAGCAGCCGUACAUCAAGGACAGCAGCAAGACGGUGGCGGAGGUGAUCAAGGAGUCGAUUGCGGGCAUCGGCGAGAACAUCCAGAUCCGCCACUUUGAGCGCUUUGUGCUGGGCGAGGGCAUCGAGGUGGCCAAGGCUGACCUGGCUGCUGACGUGGAGGCGCAGACCAAGGCCAUGCAGAAGGCGGAUGCGGAGCCCAAGGCCGAGGAGGCCAAGGCGGAGGCCAAGCCCGCGGUGGCCAUCAGCCCCGCGCUGGUCAAGCAGCUGCGCGACAAGUCUGGCGCGGGCAUGAUGGACUGCAAGAAGGCGCUGGCCGAGUGCGGCGGCGACGUGGAGGCCGCCAGCGAGUUCCUGCGCAAGAAGGGGCUGGCAUCUGCCGACAAGAAGGCGGGGCGCGUGGCCGCCGAGGGCGCCGUGGGCUCCUACAUCCACGCGGGCAGCCGCCUGGGCGUGCUGGUGGAGGUCAACUGCGAGACCGACUUUGUGGCUCGCGGCGAGAAGUUCCGGGAGCUGGUCAACGACAUGGCCAUGCAGAUUGCCGCGUGUGCGGACGUGCGGUACGUCAGCGCCGCCGACGUGCCUGCCGCUGUGCUGGAGAAGGAGAAGGCGAUUGAGAUGGAGAAGGAGGACUUGAAGAGCAAGCCGGAGGCCAUCCGGGAGAAGAUUGUGCAGGGGCGCGUGGACAAGAUUGCCAAGGAGAUGUCGCUGCUGGACCAGCAGUUCAUCAAGGACACCAACAAGACGGUGGCGGACCACAUCAAGGAGCAGAUUGCGGGCAUCGGCGAGAACAUCCAGGUCCGCCGCUUUGAGCGCUUUGUGCUGGGCGAGGGCAUCGAGAAGAAGGCGGUGGACUUUGCCGCCGAGGUGGCGGCGCAGACUGGCGGCAAGCUCUGAGCACCAAGCGCUGCUGCAAGCGGCGACGAGCCAUGUGCUCAAGCCCGGCACCAGGCUCGGGGCAGCAGGCUCGGACGCAAUGCUGAUCUGUAGGCAGUACCGGGCCGCAGCGUGGGACAGCUGCGGGUUUGCGCCCUCCCUUCCUCCACCCUUCUUUUCACCUCCUUUCUUCUUGCCCCCACCUUUUGACCCCCAGUAUCACACUGUGCUUUUGUGCUCUGCGCAUGCCGGUCUGUCUAACGUUUGGCCCCAGCCCGCAUUCGGGCGGCGCUGAUCUGUGCGCACAUUUCAUUGCUCUCGCCAGGCGCCCCAUGCGGCUUUCUCCUGGCUUUCUCUGUUUCCCUCUUUUGCUACACGCUCAAUCUCCCCUCCAUGCUGUUCGACACACCCUAACUUUAACAGAGUUCUUACAA